AUGAAGGAAGAGGGGCCAGUGCGACGUAGGUUUUCUUCAUGUGCUGGGAUUUCAUCUGUGUUUUCCCCAAGAGCCGAUGGCCGAAAGCUUGUCCGGAAUGCUUCCUUUGGAGGAUAUAAUGAAUUCUCUCCUGCUUUACCAGGUUUUGACAAGGGGAAGGAGGAUGUGUCACAGAGUAAAGAGGAUGCAGCACAUUCUAUGUCAAAAAGCAAGUCUGAAUCCAAGCUUUUCAAUGGCUCUGAGAAGGACAUCUCUUUAUCUUCAAGCAAACUUACAAAAAAGGAAUCUCUCAAGGUUCAAAAGAAAAAUUACAGAGAAGAAAAGAAGAGAGCCACGAAAGAAUUACUUAGCACUAUCACAGACCCAUCAGUUAUUGUCAUGGCUGACUGGUUGAAGAUUCGUGGUACCUUAAAAAGCUGGACCAAACUGUGGUGUGUACUGAAACCAGGAGUGUUGCUUGUUUACAAAACUCCCAAAAAUGGCCAGUGGGUAGGAACAGUGCUCCUGAACGCUUGUGAACUCAUUGAGAGGCCUUCUAAAAAAGAUGGCUUUUGUUUCAAACUUUUUCAUCCUUUGGAGCAGUCCAACUGGCGAAAUACGGAAGGUCCCAAAGGUGAAGCAGUUGGUUCUAUAACUCAGCCAUUACCCAGCAGUUAUUUGAUCAUCCGAGCUGCUUCAGAAUCAGAUGGCAGGUGCUGGAUGGAUGCUUUGGAGCUGGCACUGAAAUGUUCAAGUCUGCUUAAACGUACAAUGAUUAGAGAAGGCAAGGAACAUGAUCUGAACUCUUCAGCAGACAGUACUCAUGUCUCUCUCUAUGGUCUGCUCCGUGCUAACAACUUGCACAGCGGAGAGAACCUGCCGUUAAAUGACAGUGAAAUUGAGAGGCAGCACUUUAAAGAUCAGGAUGUGUACUCUGACAAAUCUGAUAAGGAAAAUGACCACGAGGAAUCUGACAACGAUGGCUUGGGGAAAAGCGAAGACAGCGAUAGCGACACAUCAGAGCGACAGGAUGAUUCUUACAUCGACCCAGAGCCAAUGAAUAUCAAGGAAACCACCUACUUAGAACAGAGCCAUGAAGAACUUGGGGAGGCAGGGGAGGCUGCUCAGACAGAAGUAGUGUCAGAAGAAAACAAAAGCCUGAUCUGGACACUACUGAAGCAAGUCCGCCCAGGAAUGGACUUGUCCAAGGUUGUGCUACCUACAUUUAUCUUGGAACCUCGUUCUUUCCUGGACAAGUUGUCUGAUUACUACUACCAUGCAGACUUUCUGUCUGAGGCUGCUCUUGAAGAGAAUGCUUACAACCGCAUGAAAAAAGUGGUGAAGUGGUAUUUGUCAGGAUUCUACAAAAAGCCAAAGGGACUGAAAAAGCCGUACAACCCUAUCCUUGGUGAGACUUUCCGCUGCAUGUGGAUUCAUCCAAGGACCAACAGCAAGACAUUUUACAUUGCAGAACAGGUAUCUCAUCAUCCUCCAAUAUCUGCCUUCUAUGUUAGCAACCGCAAGGAUGGGUUUUGCCUUAGUGGUAGCAUUCUGGCCAAAUCAAAAUUCUAUGGGAAUUCAUUAUCUGCCAUACUGGAUGGAGAAGGACGGCUAACGUUCCUAAAUAGGGGAGAAGAUUAUGUGAUGACAAUGCCAUAUGCUCAUUGUAAAGGAAUUCUUUAUGGCACAAUGACCUUAGAGCUUGGGGGAACAGUCAACAUCACCUGUGAGAAAACUGGCUACAGUGCUACAAUCGAAUUCAAACUGAAGCCUUUUUUGGGUAACAAUGACAGCGUUAACCAAAUAUCAGGGAAAAUUAAGCUUGGCAAAGAAGUCCUGGCUAUUUUGGAGGGUCACUGGGACAGUGAAGUUACUAUUAGUGAGAAGAAGACAGAUGUUUCAGAGACCUUCUGGAACCCAACAUCUGAUAUCAAGCAGCGUAGAUUACCUAGAUACACAGUGAAGUUUGAAGAGCAAGAUGACUUUGAGUCAGAGAAGCUUUGGCAGCAAGUGACAAGAGCAAUAAAUAAUAAAGACCAAACAGAAGCUACUCAAGAGAAAUAUGUUCUGGAAGAGGCUCAGAGGAGGAGUGCCAAGGAGAGGAAGCUUAAGGGUGAAGAGUGGACGUGCAAACUGUUUGAUCAGGAUCCAGUCACAGGAGAGUGGCACUACAAAUAUGCUGAUACCAGACCAUGGGACCCUUUGAAUGACAUGAUCCAGUUUGAGAAAGAUGGCACCAUCCAAACAAAAGUUCGGCAUCGGACACCAAUGGUCAGUGUUCCAAAAAUCAAACGAAAGCCAGCCAGUCAGAAGAAAGGAGAGUGUGGUUUCUCAUCCCCAGAGCCUGACAACCAGGAUUCCUCUGGGAGUGAAGCACAACUUCUGAAGCAUAACACAAGAAUAAGGAAAAAAGGAGCAGACCUUGGUGAAUUACAGAGUGCCAUUGAAUCUAUAAAGGAAACACAAGAAGACAUUAAAAGGGACAUUAUGGCUCUACGGAAUAGAGUCACUUCUAAUUCACCCCCCACAGACUACCAUUUCUUGCAGUUCAAGCACUAUGUCUUCAUUUUACUUGUGGUUCUGCUACAGCUUAUCAUUAACUUCUUGUUCAAAUAA
Messenger RNA from Indicator indicator, 2595 nucleotides. RefSeq names its product oxysterol binding protein like 8 (gene OSBPL8). Gene Ontology annotation, molecular function: cholesterol binding. The transcript is spliced from 21 exons. The record is from RefSeq and is a predicted model, not a curated record. Lineage: Eukaryota; Metazoa; Chordata; Aves; Piciformes; Indicatoridae. Gene Ontology annotation, cellular component: cytosol; membrane; intracellular membrane-bounded organelle. Bases 1 to 2595 code for a protein of 864 amino acids.